Phascolarctos cinereus (koala) is the source of this 1919-nucleotide messenger RNA. The record is from RefSeq and is a predicted model, not a curated record. Lineage: Eukaryota; Metazoa; Chordata; Mammalia; Diprotodontia; Phascolarctidae.
GAAAGAACCUAGUAGUUUGUAAAGCAGGAAUAACCAUGAGGUCUGAGAAAUGGGUUUCACCACUUUUGCUGUUGCAGCUCUGUUGCUUUAGCUGUGGAUCCUGUGGGAAAGUCCUGGCAUGGCCUAUGGAGUAUAGUCACUGGAUCAAUCUGAAGGUCCUGCUGGAUGGGCUCAUACAGAGGGGCCAUGAGGUGACUGUGCUGACACCCUCAGCCACUGUUUUUGUUGAUCCUGGUAAUUCAUCACUUUUCCAUGUUGUGGUUGUUCCUGUGACGACAAAUUCAGAGGAUUUGGCUUCAUUUUGGGAAAAAUCGAUCACAUUUGCAAUUUACGGAGAUGCCAAAACUUCAGUAUUUGAGUAUGGUGCAGCCAUGCACGAACUACAUUUGAUUUAUUCAAGUCAGGUAAAGCAGCAGUGUGAGGGUGUUGUUCUGAACAAAGACCUUAUGAGGACAUUGAAAGAUGCCAGAUAUGAAGUUGUUAUUUCAGACGCUAUAUGGCCUUGUGCUGAGCUCGUGGCAGAAAUGCUUGGAAUACCCUUUAUCUAUAGUCUACGCUUCAGUGCGGGCAAUGCCCUUGAAAGACACUGUGGUGGACUCAUCUCCCCUCCUUCCUACGUGCCUCUACCCCUGACAGCAUUGACUGACCAGAUGACAUUUAUGCAGCGGGUGAAAAAUAUGCUUUAUUUCAUUUCCUUUGACUUUUGGUUUCAGAAUUUUUAUAUGAAGGAAUGGGAUCAGUUUUACAGUGAUAUGUUAGGGAGACCCACUACAUUAUGUGAAACUAUGGGAAAAGCUGAGAUGUGGCUGAUUCGAACAUACUGGGAUUUUGAAUUUCCUCGUCCAUACUUGCCAAAUUUUGAGUUUGUUGGAGGACUCCACUGUAAGCCUGCCAAGCCUCUUCCUGAGGAAAUGGAAAAAUUUGUCCAGAGCUCUGGGGAACAUGGUAUUGUGGUAUUUUCUCUUGGGUCAAUGGUCAAAAACCUAACUGAGGAAAAGAGUAACCUGAUUGCUUCAGCUCUUGCCCAGAUUCCACAGAAGGUUGUAUGGAGAUACAAAGGAAAGACACCGGCCACCUUAGGUCCAAAUACCAGAACCUAUGACUGGAUUCCCCAGAAUGAUCUUCUUGGUCACCCCAAAACCAAGGCUUUUAUCACUCAUGGUGGAACCAAUGGAAUCUAUGAAGCUAUCUAUCACGGAGUUCCCAUGAUAGGUGUGCCCAUGUUUGCUGAUCAGCCUGAUAACAUCGCUCACCUGAAAGCUAAGGGGGCAGCUGUUGAAGUGAACUUUCAUGACAUGACAACUGCAGACAUGCUUAAUGCUUUGAAGACAGUCAUCAACAACCCUUCAUACAAAGAGAAUGCUAUGAGAUUAUCAAGAAUUCACCAUGACCAACCUGUGAAACCCCUAGACCGAGCUGUCUUCUGGAUAGAGUUUGUGAUGCGUCACAAAGGUGCUAAGCACCUUAGACCUGCUGCCCAUGACCUUACCUGGUACCAGUACCAUUCCUUGGAUGUGAUUGGCUUCCUACUUGCCUGUGUGACAACUGUUGUCUUCAUAGUCAUCAAAAGCUGCUUGUUUUGCUUCCGGAAGUUGGGUAAAAAAGGAAAGAAACAAAAGAGAGCAUAAUUUCUUCUGAUACCCAAGGAUGGAGGACAGAAGAGGUGAAGAAGAAGCCUGAAAGAUCUCCACAUUAGUAUAAUUUAGUCUAGUUGCUAUGAGAUUUGAAACAAACUCUUCCUUUUCCCAAUUCAACAAUAUUUAUAUAAUUAUUAUUAUGUGCAAAAACACUGUAGAUAAGUCCUGAAAGAGAUGAAAAGAUAAAUAAGAUAGUCCUUGUCCUUGAUGAGUUUAAAACCAAUUUAGAAAGGUAAGACAUGUACACAAAUAAUCAGAGUAGUGAUCAUAAUACAAUAAGAG